CGGGAGAACGCGCUGCCGGGGCUGUGUUGAGUGUGCUGCUCGGCGGGCAUCUCCGAGCCUGGUGGGCAUAGAUGUCUUCCACGGGCUGUGCUUGUAACCCCAGCAGCUUCCCCAUUGGGCCUGAGCCCAGCUGGCUGGCUCUGGGGGCUCCUGGCCCAAGGGCAAGUGGCCCUGCUACUUUGUGGGUGAGGAAGAGCUCACAAGCCUGCAAGGACAUUUCUCUGGACAGAUGACUGCCACACCGUGCACCAGAUCUGGUUUGAAUUCACUUUUCUUGAAGAGGCUGACCAGUGCUAUGGGCAGAAUUCCAGAAAUGGAGAAACUGGUUGCUUGUCCAUACAAAAGGCCAAAUGCUCUCUGUAGGUUGAUUUGCUUUCCGUGGGCUGGGAGUGGAACUUCUCAACUUGCUCGAUGGGGCAAACUCUUCAGCAGCUCAACUGAAGUGUCCUGUGUAAGACUUCCUGGAAGAGAAUCUCGUCUUAAGGAGCCUUUUCCAAAAGACAUGACAACCGUAGUUAAUGAAAUUACAAGUGUUUUGUUAAAAGAAUUGCAGGAAAAACCAUUUGCAUUUUUUGGUCACAGUUUUGGAUCUUACAUUAGUUUUGCAGUUGCGCUACACUUGAAAGAAAAGUACGGACUAGAGCCAAUCCAUCUUUUUAUAUCAGCGGGACAUGCCCCAAAUUCUGAAGAAUUUCUUCACAUAAAAAGCACACCCAUAUGUGAUGUAAAAGAUGAAGACAUUCUUACAUAUAUACAGUUUUUAGGAGGAACUUCUCCUGAGCUUAUGCAAAAUGAAGACAUUAGGAAUCAUCUGAUACAUACUUUCAGAGAAGAUAUUAGAGUUCUUCAGACAUUUUCUUUUGAGACAGCAGAAAGGAAGAUUCCCUUCUCUUGUGAUAUCACCUGCUUUAAUGGGUCUGAAGAUAAUCCACAUGAUUCAAAAGCCUGGCAUGACCUAACAAGCGGAGACAUUUCUUUUUACAAGCUUCCUGGAGGUCACUUCUAUCUGCUGGAACCCUCUAAUGAAAUUUUCUUGACAAAACACAUAACAAAAUGUAUAGAAAAUGCUGGCCCAUAAGUUAUUUCCCUCUAUUUUAAUGACAGGAGCUGUAAAAUUAGUCCACAGCACUUCAUAAUAUGUCACUCUCUCUGUAGAAUUUCAUGCAGUUAUGCAUAAGAGUUGUUCUGUUCCUCAAGAACUUAGCUGUAAUCCUUCAAAAGGAGGAGUUUUUCUGAUUUUUUUUAAAACUAAACAUUGGCUUUGGGUCUUAAAAACUAAAAAAAAAAGUUUUCUCUUUCCCCUCUUCUCAUCUUGCGUUUGCACAAACCCUUCACUUCCUAUGGAACAAAGAAACCUCAUUUGCAAAAAAUACUUCUAGAGCUUCUCUGUUUAUGUGCUCUUGUAAAAACGCUAAAUAGAAUGUAAUACUCACAGAAACCCACAGUUCUUACAGAAAGCUUCAUUUAUUAGGUUCAAAUUUAUUUAGAGUAAGAUACAAUCUAAAAAUAGAGUACGUACGUAAAUACGCCUUACAAUCAAACAGCUUAUGCUUAAAAAAUUUUUACGUCAGACUACACAAUAAGGAGUUAGUAUUGCAUUUUUCUCAACAGACUUAGUUCAUUAGCUACUGCAGAGUUAGGUAUUAUUGGGAAUUAUUUUGAGUAUUCUAGAUCCCAUAUUUUUCUACCAAUGCGUUUGCUUUAGAGAUAUAGGCCUUCAUGGCGUCCUCUUUUGAUAAACCUGUAAAAGUAAAGUAGGAGUCAUUACCUUUCCUCAUUUUUCAUCCUCUAAACAUGACUACAUCAUGUAAAUUUAAUUGGUGCGACACCUUUUUUCAGGUUCCACGCUUCCCAUUUGGCUUUGCCUUUCAAAUCCAGCAUUCCUGGACAUUCUGCCAAAAUAAAUGCAUACCUUUGACUAUCAUGCAGAUUUACAUAACAUUUGAUUUCAUCAAGAUAUGGGAGUAAGUGUGAAUUAUAUACAGGAAAUAGGAAUACCAAUAUUAAUAUCUCCAAUAGUAGCCUGUUUGUACAAUCCAUAUAGUUCCUUCAGUUCUUCAUCAGUUGGUGUUGUUUUUAGUUUUCUUACAUCUCCUGCAGCAUGAUCAAAGUCAGCCUGAUGAAAGAAAAAACAAAAGUGUUGGUUUUCCUCUCAAGGGGUAUGCUUAAAACUAAGUAUAGCACACACAGUAGUAUCAUUGGAUAUUCUUUAAUACUCACUUGGAUUUAGUGGGAAGUCUAGACAUUUUCCUAUUAAUGAAGCUUAGUAAAACCGUAAGUUAUUAGAAAGAAAACUAGGCCUACUUAGCUGACAGGGUCAGCACUGCUAAAAUAAAUAAACUUCUUUUUUUCCAAUGGUUUUACAUCUAAACACUUGGAACCAUUACAGACUGUCGGUUGUCAGGAUAGCUACAGAUAUAUUUGUACAAGCACCCUAUGCAAUGGCUGUAAGUGUAUAUGUCUUUCACAGUCAUGAUGGAGUUAUAAGGUGUUCACUGAACUUCACCCCCCAGCAGUAAUCUCUGAAUCCUUCUGGCCCUGAGUGCAAGGUGUGACUGGGGUGGAGCUGGAACACCCUGAGGGGCUCUGCCCAUCUCCCCCUUCAUUGCCCCUUCUCUGCUGACAGUGCAGGAGGUGACCUGCACUUGGCACAGAUGUACCCCACGGAGAUGGGCAGCGCAACUGCCAGCGUGACCUGCAACACCCAUCUCUCAAACACAGCAGAGCACAAGAGUGAAGGAAAAAUGUACUCCGUUCAUCAUCAUGCAUCCCACGCUCAUAUCAACAACGCAAGGCAAUAGCUGUUACUCUCUCUAUAUACUAGGUCUUGGGCUAGACUUUAGCAUCAAGUUUGGAGUCCUGGUUCAUGCCCAGGACAUUUCAGAGAGACAUUUCGUAUAAGUGACCACAGACCUGCCAGGUUACUGCACUACUGUAAUUCAGAACAGAAGCAGGCACUUUAACGUGCUAUAUGCAGGUUUCAAUCAUUAUUUUAGCUUUUGAGUUGGACCUGCAUUUGUAGAAGCACAGUAUAUCCUGCAAGAUGUGCUAUUACAUGUAUAUUUAAUAUGUACAAAACCAGCCUACAACUUUGUGCUAAAAUCAGUGACCUAUUCAACAAUGGUUUCACCAUGAGUGCUGUGACUCUGUUUAGAUAACUGAGAACUUGGCAUCACCUCAGCAGUCUGUACUGUGCUUCUUUAGACCACUUUUUCCUUCCUCUAGCUACAGGAAACAUUUUUACUUCUUUUAAAUAAGGAAACCUAAUACACACUUGUCUCCACAAUUGAUGCCUUUCUCCUUGGCAAAUGACUGCUGGGUGGCACAGGUGACAGAAACAGCAAGUACGCAGAGCUGGCUUCACUAUAACAUUCUCUAAGUACAAGAGAAAGGUUAUUCCUGUAUUUAAAUUCGAGGAGGAAAAAUGAAAAAUAAUUGAAUUAGAGACUGAUGCUCAAGUAUCUCUCUUCAAAGAAAGGCCCCUCCAUGGAAUCACAAAACUACACAUUCAUUGAUGCUCAGGACCCAUCAGCCGGUGGCUGCGUUAAAGCAGCAUGUGGACAAGGGUGAGGAGGGGCAGCUGAGUGUGCUGCAGCCUUCUGCACACACCUGGCCACCCCCCCACCAAACCAGGCACCUCUGCCUCCCAAAAUGAAUUAACUGUUUUCUUUUUUGGCCUGGAAAUUUAGUUUGGCUAGUAAGUAAAGCUCCCAGAUACAAACUUCUGAGGAAUUUCUCAGUUUUUGGCAAAAUUCUCAAUUGCUAUUUGAAACCCACAAAGAGAAAGCACAAGUCUUCUAAGAACAGAAGUGCUCACCACAGGAGCACGUACGUCGGUAACACCAGAGCUGAAACAAGGAGCAGCAGGCAGAUAGGUAUAUUUAAAAGGGAUAUUUAAAAAAAUCCCCAUGGUGUACGAUUAAAAGGGUGUGCUAGCAAAGGAAUGCUCCCUGAAAAACAGCGAUUAAAACCAGAUCUUGAAUCUUAUUUAAACUGCAAUUAUAAAUUCACAGAACAUUAGAUGAGAAGGGUUCAUGAUGAUAAUCCACAUCUCUAGUUCUGACAGUUUAUAGCACCAUUAAAAUGCAAUGGAAGGCAAGAUCUUCAGACAAACAUCUUGCAGCAAUGUAGGUGCUUAUUAACAAAUAAUCUUCCAAUUCAGCAAGAACCUCAAUGUGUGCAUAACUGAAAGCAGAAGUUCCCAGAUGAUUCCCAUCAAGGCCUCCCAGAACCAAACAGCCAGUGGUCUUUAAAACAGUCUUUAGCAGUUUUAGCUUUGAGAAACACUGCUGUUAUGUGGAGAUAUAUUGACUAUGAUGCUCUUUAAUUCUUUAUUUGGCACAAUGCUGAGAAUUAGCCAGAUUCCAAGUGCCGUUUUGUCCACUUAAUGCUCUGGAACUUGGUAAUUCAGUACACUAUAUGAUUGGCAGAGUUACCACAUUAAAUUCUAAAUCAAAUGUCUUCCAAAUUAUAUUCUUAAAUCUAAAGCUUUAUAGACCAAAACCAUGUAAUUAUGCAGUUUGCUCCUGUUUUAGUAAAAAUGAUUCUCAAUGUUAAUAAAACGCAACUACACCAUAGAAUCAUGGAAAAACAUGAAGGUUUACAUCCAACUUUUUAUGUCCAAUUUUUUUUUUUAAGAACAAUGAAACACUGUGGGGUUUGUUUUGUUUUACCAAACAAUUAUUUGGGAGCACUGCAAGAUGAAUACAGGAUUUUUCUAGAAUUAAAAAACAAAAAACCCAGAGUAUGUUAUAUGUAAUUUAGAUAAACCAAAAUCCAGAUUACAUAUAAAAGCUGACUCAGUAAUGUUGAAAUGACCUUACAGCAUCUCUUCUCAGCAUUUUUGUUUGUUUCCGUGUACUCUAUUGUUUACUUAAAAAAUAAUCAGCAUUCUAACAGGUAUUAAACUGAUCAUGAAAACUAUUUUAAUUGAAGUAACUGGAUUUAGUCGGCUUAGAUCAGAAUUAAAAAUGGAUUAUUUGGACAACAGAAGCUUUGCUUUUUUUGUUCUGUAUAAAGAAAACAAAUUUUUUUUCCUACAAAGUUUAAUGUCAGAAAUAUGAAACCUGAUUAUUUGUUUUCCUGAAAGACUAGAAAAUUGGAGUACAAGCUUUCUCACCUCAGCUGAAGGAGUAAAUUGUUAAACAUUUCAUAAAGUGUCUUCUGUCCCAAUUCAUCAAAGAGUUUAAGUAACAUUUGAGGGUUUUGUUUGGCUCUGUUUUAAAUGGAAACUAAAAUCCUCACUCUGAGUGGCAGCUAAACUGAGUUUAAAAAAAAAAAAAAGUGGUCUACAUGAUAACAAGUCCUGAACUUGCAGGCAGAAUUUGCAGUAAUACACAAUUACUGCACAAAUUACAUACAUGCUAUAUAAGCAGAACCUGUUCUUUACACUGAAGAGAAAUUCAGCUAUUCUGACACUUUGCAGCUCUCAGAGUCAAUACUGCUUUUCUUCUCUGUUUGCAGAACCCAAGUGCUCCUGACUAGGGCUCCCACAUAUUUUAAUGAUACAGGCAGUCAUAGUUGCCAAAUGUGCCCCUUAGAAGCCCGACAAAGUAAAAAUUCCACAAGUGGUACGCUACAAACAGUCACACUGGUAUAAAUAAAUAAAUCUUGGGAAGUCUAUGGAGGGUACCACUUAAAAAAGUGGCCCUAUUAGCAGCUUAAUGAUUUAAAUUAAUAAUAAUAAAAGCAAACUUUUCCCAAGAAACACUUCAAGCAUCAUUAAAGCAUCUAGUUGUUAGCAACUAGUUAAACUGAAGGAUUUCCUCUGUUCUUUCCAUGACUGUACCUUACCUCUCAUCCCAUUUUGCUUAUUCAUGGGAGGGACCCUACCACAGGAAAGAAGCUCAAGAAAAGAACACGACACUUAAUAGCAAACACUUUUCAGGGCUGUAUGAGGGUUAGGAGGGAGGGAUGCACGAGCAUGCACAGAGCCCUCUGUCUUCGCAGUGACCUUUUUGUGAAGUUCUGCUAAUAUUGAGAGGCCUUUUCUCACCUGUAUAGGGUGGCAGUUUGUAGCCUGAAAGCAAGGGUGCGUCCCCCACCACCACAAACCAAACUUUUGGAAAUGCUCUUAAAGGAAUAAGCUGUCCGGAGCAGGGGUUGUAUCUUCUGACAGGUCUGAACAACAAACAUUUCUGGCAAUUUAGCUAAAGAAAAUAAUUUCAAUUUGAUUUAAUAUUUUAAAUUAGCAAUAGUGACAUUAAUAUUGAUGUAGACUCAGCACUUACAAAAAACUUCAUAUAUGUAUAUUCAUGCCAUCUUGCUGGUGGUGAAAUAUCUCAAUGUAUAGGUCAGGAGACACAGUUCUAUUUGCCACAAAGUGCAAGUCAAUUUUUUUUCUUCUAAAACUCUUUUAAAUUGUGGAUGUUAAAAGGAAAUAGUUAAAUAUACAAACACUUUAUGAACAUAAUUAUACAAGAAUGAAAAUCUUUAUAUUCCAGGUGAAAUCAGUAAAUGAUAAAUCUUUCGAAAUCAUUUGUGAGCUGGCCAAGCUUUCAUGAUGGACCCAGUAAUACAAUCUGAUCUCUAAAGAGUUCCUGCUGCAAAAUCUUUGUAUCCGUGGCUGGACUGCCACGACUGCAAUAGCUGUGACUACAGACAGGGUAACUGUACCUGAAUUCCUACAACCACCUGAAACGCUUCAGGAAGUUCAAGUGUUAAAUUAAGUUUUAAUUUUUCACCAAAAAUUGCCAAGGACCAGUAAGUAAAGAUCGCUAUCCUGCCUUUUGGUAGUGUCCUGCUUUCAGCUGGGCUAGAGUUAAUUUUCUUCCUAGUAGCUGGUAUAGUGCUGCGUUUUGGGUUUAAAGUAAGUUGCUAGCACACUGAUGUUUUAGUUGUUAUUAAGCAGACAAGGACUUUUCAGCUUCUCACACUGUGCCGGGUGCACAGGAAGCUGGGAGGGGGCACAGCCAGGACAGCUGACCCCAACUGGCCAGAGUGAUAUUCUGUAUCCCAUGACAUCCCGCUCAGCCUGUAUUUUGGGGGAAGCUGGCCAGGGGAACUGCUCGGGGACAGGCUGAGCAUGGAUUAGCGGAUGGUGAGCAAUUGUUUUGUGCAUCACUAAUUUUCUAUAUUCUUUUAUCGUUGUUAUUAUUAUUGGUUUCUCUUCCUUUUCUGUCCUAUUAAACUGUCAUUAUCUCAA
Molecule: messenger RNA, 7144 nt
Organism: Columba livia (rock pigeon)
Lineage: Eukaryota; Metazoa; Chordata; Aves; Columbiformes; Columbidae
Gene: OLAH
Product: oleoyl-ACP hydrolase
Exons: 9
Coding region: 230-1078 (282 amino acids)
Biological process (GO): lipid biosynthetic process
Source: RefSeq, a predicted model, not a curated record